Molecule: messenger RNA, 5652 nt
Organism: Acanthochromis polyacanthus (spiny chromis)
Lineage: Eukaryota; Metazoa; Chordata; Actinopteri; Pomacentridae
Gene: sack1c
Product: family with sequence similarity 83 member C
Exons: 5
Coding region: 343-2166 (607 amino acids)
Source: RefSeq, a predicted model, not a curated record
GUGGAGGGGGCUGGGCUUGUGACGUAGAGACCAAUGACAGGACAGGUAGCAACAGGUGAGCAGGACACACACACACGGACACACACAGACGCACACCGAACCGGAGAGCCCAGGCCCAGCACCGGAGCACCGACCGAUAUCCGUUACCCGGACUUUUACUGGUUCCUCUGGGCGCGUGUUUGCCCUCCGGUGGAUUAUCGAUCAGUGGUUAUCUGUCAGAGCGGAUCGAUUUUCUGGGAUGUGUCCGCCGGGCAGCAGCAGGUAGUUCCCGGUGCGUCUCUCCGCCUCUCCGCGCCCCGCCGGUUCCUCCGGUAACCCCCGGUAACCCUCCGCCGCUCCACCAUGAUCAGCUCCGAGGCCCUCCGCCCGGCCACCAACGGCAGGAAGCCGCUGGGGAAGCUGGCGUCCCGGCUGGAGGAGGUGAAGAACCCGUGGCGGCAGGUGUCCACGCUGGAGCUGAGCCACAACGAGGCGGCGCGGCUCGCCACGGACGCGCUGCUGGAGCUCGGAGAGAAGGAGUACCGGAGGGUGCUGGCCGAGGAGCGGGAGCUCAACUUCCUGUCCCCGCUGGAGAUCCGCUACAUCGGCCAGCAUGCGGCCAGCAGGACCAGCCCCGACGGCAACGGGGCCCCCGGGGCCGCAGACCGGGACUUCGGGGACGGGGACGCCGUGUCCGAGCUCACCUCCGGGACCUACUUCCCCAUGAUGUCCGACGAGGAGCCGCCGAUGCUGGAGCUCGGUUGGCCCGAAAGUCCGGCCCGGUACGGCCCGUCAGAGACCCAGAUCUACUUUCAGAGGGACAAGUCCCACAACAUCAAGGACCUGAUCCGGUCCCUCAUCAACAAGGCCAUGAAGGUCAUCGCCGUGGUGAUGGACGUCUUCACCGACGUGGACCUGCUCUGUGACCUGAUGGAGGCGUCCAACAAGCGGCGGGUUCCCGUUUACAUCCUGCUGGACGAGAAGAACCUGGGAUACUUCAGCGACAUGUGCUCAGCGCUGGACAUCCAGAACUCCCACCUCAGUAACAUGCGGAUUCGCAGCGUUUGCGGCGACACCUACUGCACCAAGAGCGGCAAGAAGUUCAGCGGCCAGGUCCUGGAGAAGUUCAUGAUCAUCGACUGUGAGGAGGUCAUCGCUGGAUCCUACAGCUUCACCUGGUUGUCGGCUCAGGUCCACAGCAACAUGGUGAUGCAUUUCUCGGGUCGCAUCGCCGACAGCUUCGACCGGGAGUUUCGUUGUCUGUACGCCGACUCGCAGAUCAUCGACUGCUUCUUCAACCCGGACGAGGACGGGAUGCCCUACUACCCGCCUUACCCGGCCAUGAUGGGCCCCGCCAUGGGCAUGGGGCUCGGCCCGGGCCUGACUUUGGAUCUGCUGUCCGACAGGCAGCGGGACAGAGUCUGUUCUGAAAACUCCAGCAGCCAAUCCAGUAACAGCGUCUCCAGUGUGAAGGCGGCGCCCGGAAUGACCUCCAACAACGUCUACAAGGUCACCCAGGGCCUCGACAAGAAAGAUCCCGGAGGUUCUCACCUGAGUCCUGAGAGGAGAGGCAGCGGAGGACAAACACCGACAUCUGGACUCCGAGGCUCGGCAAACGGAGUAACCAAUCACAGCCCGGUUUCCGACCGCCCGUCAUCGACCUACGGUCAGUCGAUGGGCAUCGAGUGGAACAAGCCCAACCCGGCGGACGUCAUGCGAGCGAACAUCGGUGGAACCUCCUCCAAGUUCCAGGCGUUGGGGUUGUAUGACCACAAACCCAGCAUGUUCCACAGCAGCGGUCUGGUUCCUGGAGCCCCCAACUCCAACCUGAACCCCAAGAACCCGACACCGGACAGCAAGCUCAACCCCAAGCAGAGGACUCCCCCCAGCAUCUUCAACAAACUCUCAGACAUGUUCCUGCCGCCCUCCAAAGACAAAGACACCUACAACUUCCGGAGGUCUCCGUCCCCUCAUGGCCCGUCGCCAUGGGGAGGACCGGACCUUUCCCAGCCCGAACCGGAGAGCCAGCAGAGCCCACCACCACCGGUGUCACCGCCCGCCUACAUGAACCGGCAUGACAACAAGCGAAUGACGCUGGGCCACAGCAAGCUGGACCUGGUGAACCAGUACAACAAGAUGAAGUCCAAGCAGGUUUACAGCCGCUUCGAGCUCAAGAGCAGCAACUAGACCCAGACCUCAGAACAAUUGGACUUAAUACGACUCACAGAGAAAAGACUCCAGCAGCUCAGAGAUGUUUUCCUGAAGUUACGUCUUCUUUACAGUUUCUUCCACAGUUCCUGCAGGAAAUCGAGUUUUUCUCUGAGAUUCUUGAAACCGUUCUGCCUCUUUUCUAACAUGAGGACCAAUAUCCGAUGCCGAAAAGUUCCACGUCUUUCUGUUGGUUCGUAGUUUACAGAAACCAUGAAUGGAAAUCAUGUUGUAAAAAUGCAAAAUCCAUCUGUUUCCAACAAUCACUGUCUGAGGAAUCAUGAUGAAAGCGUGAACAUUGGCUCUCAGCACUCUUUAGGGGUUUUUCUGCCCAAUUUUAUAAAAAACACCAACCUUGAACUAAGCUGUUAAUUCUCAUUUUUGUGUAAAUUAUAAGCGACAGCAGUUAUUGAGCAGGAUUUUUGUAUCUCCAGUUUGCCUCGUCCCUGAUCCAGAGGUGUGACGGCAGCAGGUACCAGGAACACUGAAAUCACCAAAUAAUGAAGACAGGGAUGCAUUUUUACAUAAAAUCUCACUGAAAAAACAACUUUAGCACUGAUUAAUGCUGCUAGCUGCUAAUGCUAACAACUAGCAUUAGCCUUGAGAACGCUGUUUGUGGAGAACGGCUGUGAACCAAAGAACUACUGAUGGUCACAGCUGGGAGAAACUGUCUCUACCUGCAGCCUUAUUAGCCUCAAUUAAUCCAAAUCCAACUGAAAAGCGAAUACAUUAAAUCGCUGCUCUUUCCUCCUGAGAUUAAACUCCACUUUUUUCCGUCACUUUGGAGGCGACUUUAAGGAAAAGUGCGUUAAAUAAGUUGGAGCUAGCAGUUUCCAUGAAGCUGGGAGGGUUUGUGAAAAGUAAUGGAUUAAUCCUGGAAGAGCGUUACUGUAAAACAUGAGAUUAAUGAACGUACCAACAAACCAGUCGACUUGGACACCGCAGCCCUAAAACCACCUUAAAUAUGACAUUUUCAUAGAAACAUGGAGUCAAUUCUAACAAUUCUUUGAAUUCUUGGUUAAUCCAGUGACUGUUUUUGUUUGAUUUAAUCCAGAAAAUGCAAUAAAAUAGCUAUGAAACCCCAAAUAUUCAGUUAACUUUAUUAUAUGAUGAGGAAAAACAGCAAAUUCUGUCAUUGGAGAAGCUGGAAUCUGAGAAUAUUUGUGCUGCUUCACUGCUUUUCCAUAAAAAAAAAACACUAAAAGGAGCGACUGACUGUCUAAACCACAGUCAGCUGGUCCAUUCAGUGUUUCAGCUUCACAUGUACACCGCCUAAAGGAAACACCAAGGACGCCUAAAGUACGAGGUCUUUUUAGCACAAAGGCGGCGUGUUAAAUGUCAGAAACCUUCCGUUUCUGUACGAGCAAACAUUAAAUGCUUUUCAGGAACGUGUUUUGAUGUAAAAAUGGAUCUUCUUCUACAACAGCUGGUGCCUUGAUCUUCCUGCCUUAAGGUUUACAGUCAGCUUUUACACAAACUGUAACGUUUCCACACAUAAAUUACUGUUUGUUAAGGUACAAAGAUGCAGAUUAGACUUUGUUUGUUCACCACAGGGAGGAAGAAAAGUUCUACUGUAAAUAGUUAGCUUCCUGCUGUUCUUGGAAAAUAGAAAUAAAAUGGGAAGUGAAGGGAUUCUGGGUGUUUAGAGGUGGUAAUGAGGUAAAGACUCUGUUUAAAGAUGUUAAAGUGAUGUUCUGUUUAUUAGGAUUGUUUCUUUAGACUGUACAGUUUGUUAGAUUUAAACAUGUUUACGUGUUUCAGUGACGGAUGUUCUUUAUCACGCUGCAUUACAGUUCAAAUCGACUAAAAUCAGACAUAAAACAACCAAAAUCUGACAUAAAUGGACCAAUAUCAGACAUAAAUGGACCAAUAUCAGACAUAAAUGGACCAAAAUCAGACAUAAAUGGAUCAAAAUCAGACAUAAAUGAACUAAAAUCUGACAUAAAUGGACCAAAAUCAGACAUAAGUGGACCAAAAUCAGACAUAAAUGAACCAAAAUCAGACAAAUGAACUAAAAUCUGACAUAAAUGGAUCAAAAUCAGACAUAAAUGGAUCAAAAUCAGACAUAAAUGAACUAAAAUCAGACAUAAAUGGACCAAAAUGAGACAUAAAUGAACCAAAAUCAGACAUAAAUGGAUCAAAAUCUGACAUAAAUGAACCAAAAUCAGACAUAAAUGAACCAAAAUCAGACAUAAAUGAACUAAAAUCUGACAUAAAUGGAUCAAUAUCAGACAUAAAUGGACCAAAAUCAGACAUAAAUGGAUCAAAAUCAGACAUAAAUGGACCAAAAUCAGACAUAAGUGGACCAAAAUCAGACAUAAAUGAACCAAAAUUAGACAUAAGUGGACCAAAAUCAGACAUAAAUGGAUCAAAAUCAGACAUAAAUGAACUAAAAUCUGACAUAAAUGGACCAAAAUCAGACAUAAAUGGAUCAAAAUCUGACAUAAAUGAACCAAAAUCAGACAUAAAUGAACUAAAAUCUGACAUAAAUGGAUCAAAAUCAGACAUAAAUGGACCAAAAUCAGACAUAAAUGGACCAAAAUGAGACAUAAAUGAACUAAAAUCAGACAUAAAUGGACCAAAAUCAGACAUAAAUGGAUCAAAAUCAGACAUAAAUGAACUAAAAUCAGACAUAAAUGGACCAAAAUCAGACAUAAAUGGAUCAAAAUCAGACAUAAAUGAACUAAAAUCAGACAUACAUGGACCAAAAUCAGACAUAAAUGGACCAAAAUCAGAAACAAAUGAACCAAAAUCAGAAACAAAUGAACCAAAAUCAGAAACAAAUGAACCAAAAUCGGACAUAAAUGGACUAAAAUCGGACAUAAAUGAACCAAAAUCAGACAUAAAUGAACUAAAAUCAGACAUAAAUGGACCAAAAUCAGAAACAAAUGAACCAAAAUCGGACAUAAAUGGACCAAAAUCAGACAUAAAUGGAUCAAAAUCAGACAUAAAUGAACUAAAAUCAGACAUAAAUGGACCAAAAUCGGACAUAAAUGGACCAAAAUCAGACAUAAAUGAACUAAAUGAGACGCGGUUUCGAGGUAAAGAUGCUGUUUAAAGAUGUUAAAGUGAUGUUCUGUUUAUCAGGAUUGUUUUUUCAGACUGUACAGUUAUUUAGAUUUAAACAUGUUGUUUACGUGUUGUUUCCGUGACGGAUGAUCUUCGUCACGCUACAGGGCUCCUCCAUCAUUCCUCCUCAGCAGCUCCGGUAGAAACACACACAUCUUUAAGCAAUAACGGUUGAUGAUGAUCAGUGACUUUGAUGUGUUUGUUUUCUUGUUUAGAUUUUCUGUCGUCUGUUUGGACGUUCUGCUGUACAGACUGUAAGGAUUUACUGUUGGAAAAAAGACUCUUCAACUGAUUUAUUUUAUUUUUACAGUUUAUUUACUUGAGAAUGUGAAAUUUCUGUUUAAGUUGGACCUAAUUUGUAAGAUGAACAAGAUUUAAUAAAAACUGCAGGAUGAA